Messenger RNA from Stegodyphus dumicola, 831 nucleotides. RefSeq lists its product as uncharacterized. The record is from RefSeq and is a predicted model, not a curated record. NCBI's taxonomy places the organism in Eukaryota, Metazoa, Arthropoda, Arachnida, Araneae, Eresidae.
AUGAUAUCGGUCUAUUGUCCGCCUUCACAAGACAUAGAUCCAAUUCUCAGCACAUUAGAAAGUCAAAUAGCGAAUCAAAAAGACAUCCCCAUCAUCAUCAGCGGAGACUUUAAUUCUAAACAUCCAAUAUGGAGCCCAAAUCACCCAGAUCCAAGAGGACUCAAGAUAUGUGAUUUCUUAGGCUACCACGGACAUGAGUAUCUUAAACGAUCCGGAAAGCCCCCCCCAACAUUCUCAGGAGCCAGAGGGUCUUCCUGGAUCGACCUGACACUUCUCAAAAGACAUAAUCAAUUAGCAAUCAUAAACUGGAAAGUUAUAGAAGCAAACCUAAGUGAUCAUAAUUUUAUAACCUACGAAAUAACAAAUAUAGAAGAAGGGCAUAACUUAAAUCUUAAAAUGAAACUCUCCCAGGUGGACUGGCUAGAAUUCAGACACACGAUAAAAAGUAAAUUUCAAAAUAACAGCCACAGCAGAUUAAGAAAUAUAAAAGACAUAGACAAACAAAUAGAAGACACCACCGUCCUCAUUCAGGAGACAUACGACGCAACAAAGAAAUCGCAAGUAGGCCAAAUCCGACACCACAGAAGCAAUCCAUGGUGGACAAAAGAAUUAAACAUCCAAAGAAAGAAGGUACGAGCCCUAAGGCGCCGUUACCACCGGGCUCCUGAUUCAAUAAGGAAAGAUUUCCGUCUUAAAUAUAAGAUCGAACAAGCUAAAUAUGAGAAAAUAAUUUCCAAAGCUAAAAGAGCUUCAUGGGACGCAUUUUGGCAAAGCCUACAGAUCACAUCCCCCUUGGCACUUAUUAUGAUACUGCCAAGGGCAAAAGAUUAG